This is a messenger RNA of Ambispora leptoticha, 468 nucleotides long. The record is from the annotation of a GenBank genome assembly. NCBI's taxonomy places the organism in Eukaryota, Fungi, Glomeromycota, Glomeromycetes, Archaeosporales, Ambisporaceae.
GAUUUCACCGUCGUAAUUGAACAAAUUCUAUCCAAGUAUAGAACUCACACAACCGUCGCAUGUCCAAAUCAAGCUAUUGAUUUCCGAUCAGACUAUGUUAUCAAAUCUGAUGAUCUAAAUUUGAAUGAUAUUUUGAAAAAGGUGCUUGAACGUGGAAUCUCUCAAGCUAAGAGUCUUGAAAUCUCUCAAGCUACGGACCUAGAUUUGAAGGUGAUUUGGGAAAAGGUCUUUAAUGAGUUUGGAAUCGUUCAAAAACUACAAACAGGGGCUGAUGAAAAUCAACAACUACAAACAAAGGCUGAUGAAAGUCGUUACUCAUCAUUAAUCCGCGCCCAUAUUAACUUAGUUGAUUAUUAUAGGGAAGUUAAACCCUAUGCAAAAAUUUUGCAAGAAACACUUUAUGAAGAUUUGCUGAAUACGAUUACCAAACUUGAUAAUACAUGCACCGUAUAUGAUUACCAAACUUGA